GUAUAAAUAUGCUCCACGAAGAGCAGUGGGAUAUCAAACAGUUUCUAGCCUUCCGAAGAAGCAAAACACAAAAACACAAACUCACAUACCACCAUGUUCAAAUACGCCGUCGUCGUCCUCGCACUCGUUGCCUGUGCUGCUGCCAAGCCUGGACUCCUGGGUGCUCCCCUGGCUUACUCUGCUCCCCUGGCUUACUCUGCUCCCCUGGCCUACUCUGCUCCUGCUGCCGUGGUAGCUGCUCCCACUCCAGUUGUGACCGCCACCAGCAGCCAGGUGAUCGCCAGGAACUUCAAUGGAAUCGCCGCCGCUCCUGUGAUUGCUCCCGUGGCUGCUCCAGUGGUGGCCAAGUACGCUGCUGCUCCUCUGGCAGCUCCUUUGGCCUACUCUUCACCCUUAGCUUACACCUCGCCCUUAGCGUACAGUGCGUUUCCAUCAGCUCCUGUUCUCCUUUAGAAAACUUUAAAAGUAAUAAAAAAAAUUAAACGAA
Molecule: messenger RNA, 487 nt
Organism: Drosophila erecta
Lineage: Eukaryota; Metazoa; Arthropoda; Insecta; Diptera; Drosophilidae
Product: cuticle protein 16.5
Exons: 2
Coding region: 94-453 (119 amino acids)
Source: RefSeq, a predicted model, not a curated record